Apaloderma vittatum (bar-tailed trogon) is the source of this 2440-nucleotide messenger RNA. RefSeq names its product pitrilysin metallopeptidase 1 (gene PITRM1). Lineage: Eukaryota; Metazoa; Chordata; Aves; Trogoniformes; Trogonidae. Gene Ontology annotation, molecular function: metal ion binding. Gene Ontology annotation, cellular component: mitochondrial matrix. Gene Ontology annotation, biological process: protein processing. The transcript has 20 exons. The record is from RefSeq and is a predicted model, not a curated record. The annotation marks the transcript as partial.
GUUUUUCACUUAUGGUAAUUUUCCAUUGGAGCAACAUUUGAAACAAAUACAUGAAGAAGCAUUGAUAAAAUUUGAGAGAAUUGAAUCAAAUACUGAGAUCCCGAAACAGAAACUCUGGGAAAAACCUAGAGAACACAGAGUAACGUGUGGUCUAGACUCAUUUGCUGCUGAUCCCUGCAAGCAGACAACUGUCAGUGUCAGCUACUUGUUGACAGAUAUUACAGACACUUUUGAAACGUUCACACUAAGCCUGUUGUCUUCACUCUUGGUUGAUGGGCCGAAUUCUCCUUUUUACAAAGCCUUAAUUGAGUCUGGUAUUGGUACAGAUUUUUCUCCUGAUGUUGGGUUUAAUGGCUCAACAAGAGAAGCUUAUUUCAGUGUGGGCCUGCAGAGUAUUGCUGAAAGAGACAUUGAUACUGUGAAACAGAUAAUUGCUAGAACAAUUGAUGAAGUUAUUGUGAAAGGAUUUGAGGAAGAUAGGAUUGAAGCUCUACUUCACAAAAUUGAAAUCCAGCUGAAGCAUCAGUCUACGAGUUUUGGACUUGCCCUGACAUCUUAUAUAGCCUCCUGCUGGAAUCAAGAUGGGGAUCCAGUGGAGCUUCUGAAGAUUGCAGAUAAAGUGUCUCGGUUUAGGGAGUGCCUUAAAGAAAAUCCCACAUUUCUUCAGGAAAAAGUUAAAAUGUAUUUCAAGGAUAAUCCACAUAGAUUGACUCUGUCAAUGAGUCCAGAGGAAGACUACCGUGAUAAACAAGCAAAAAUGGAAGCAGAAAAGCUGAAAAAAAAGGUCAAUGCUCUUUCUGAAGAAGAAAGAACCCAGAUCUUUGAAAAAGGUUUGGAAUUAAUUGCUCUUCAAAGCAAACCUCAGGACACCUCUUGUCUCCCAGCUCUAAAAGUGUCUGACAUUGAGCCCAAAAUCCCAUUCACCGUGCUGGAAACAACACUUGCAGCUGAUGAAGUUCCUGUCCAGUACUGUGCUCAGCCAACCAACGGGGUGGUUUAUUACAGAGCUGUUUCCAGCUUGAACACGCUUCCUGAGGAGCUCAAGCCAUAUGUGCCACUCUUCUGCAAUGUCAUCACAAAGAUGGGAUGUGGAGCCCUUGAUUACAGGGAACAGGCCCAGAAGAUAGAACUGAAAACAGGUGGGAUGUCUGUCAGCCCACAUAUCAUUCCAGAUGAUUCACACCUGGAUGUGUAUGAACAGGGUGUGCUCUUUUCAUCUCUAUGCUUGGAUAGAAAUCUGCCAGACAUGAUGCAUUUAUGGAGUGAAAUAUUUAACAACCCUCGAUUUGAGGAGGAAGAACAUUUCAGAGUGCUGGUUAAGAAGACUGCCCAGGAGCUGUCAAAUGGGAUUCCAGAUUGUGGGCAUUUGUAUGCUUCUAUCAGAGCCAGCAAAAACCUUACGCCUUCUGGAGAACUGCAAGAAAUGUUCAGUGGGAUGGAUCAGGUGAAGCUGAUGAAGAGAAUAGCAGAAAUGUCUGAUAUUAAGCCAAUACUACGCAAACUGCCACGCAUUAAGAAGUAUUUAUUAAACAGUGACAACAUUAGAUGCUCAGUGAAUGCAGCACCUCAACAGAUAUCAGAAGCAUCUAAAGAAGUAGAGAAAUUUGUAAAGGGCAUAGCUAGAAGUAAAAAAGAGAGAAAACCUGUUCGUCCCCAUGUGAUUGAGAAAUCUUCAGAAGUCAAACCUGUGGGAAGUGAAAUGCUUACUGGGUCACAGAUCACAAGGAAACUAGUUAAUGAUCCUACUUUCAAACCAUGCCAGAUGAAGACUCACUUUGUACUUCCCUUCCCAGUGAAUUACAUUGGGGAGUGCGUUCGAACAGUUCCCUACAUAGCUGCAGACUAUGCAAGCCUUCGAGUUCUUGCACGGUUGAUGACAGCUAAAUUUCUACAUAGAGAAAUCAGAGAGAAAGGAGGGGCUUACAGUGGCGGUGCUAAGCUUGGUCACAAUGGCAUAUUCACUUUCUACUCCUACAGAGACCCAAAUUCUUUAACCACCUUGAAAACCUUUGAAAAAGCAGUCGAAUGGGCCAAAUCUGGAGAAUUCACACAAGAAGACAUCGAUGAAGCUAAGCUGGCAGUGUUUGCUGCUGUAGAUGCACCAAUAGCUCCUUCAGACAAAGGAAUGGAUCAUUUCUUAUAUGGGAUUUCUGAUGAAAUGAAGCAGUUGCACAGGGAACAACUUUUUGCUGUUAACAGUGAUAACCUGGUUGAUGUAUCAAACAAGUAUCUUGCAGCUGGGAAGAGCACUCGUGGUCAAGCUAUACUCGGCCCAGAAAAUGCAGAUAUCGCCAAAGAUCCCUCAUGGGUCAAGCGAUGAAUUGCUGCUGAACAGCUGAACAGCCAAGCUCAUAUGAAACAAGCCAAUCUGUGCGACUACAUAAUUAGCUUUUUUUUUUUAUUUAGUAACUUUUAACAGUGCUAUGGUCCCACUUAAAUG